AUGGCUCCACACGCGGAGGAUUGCGAAGAGGUGGAGCGACUCAGCAGGGAGGAAUACCAAACGGUACCAGUACACCAAGGAAGAAGAAUAUUGCCAGUUGAAGCCUCUUCGGCACAAGCCUGGAUAGAGAAUGAAGAUCUGAACCCUGGACCUGACAGCAGAACCAAUAGCCCCGGCGAAAACCGUAGAUUGCUUGGGAGAAAGGCUGAAAAGUCAGGAUUGCAAUCUGGACUCACUCUUGGGGUCUGGAAACAAUCCAAGUGCUCCUUAAGCAAGACGGUAAUAAAGCCACAAGCGAAGACCAAGUUUCAGAAACGAAAAGACGUACUCAUUCAAGCUUUGCGACCCCCAUACUUCAUCAUCAGCAUUAUCAUUUUUAUUGCGGCAUUGCACUUGUGCGGACCCGGGGAAUGGCGGGCUUGGCUAGAGUGGGCACCGGGAGCGUGGUGGCAGGAGCCCUGGCGGCUGAUUACCUACGGCUGCGUGCACGCCGGCACCGCCCAUCUCGCUAUCAACGCGCUCGUCGCUCUGGCAGUGGGGUGGCGUCUCGAGCGCGAACAAGGAUGGGCACGCGUGGCGAUCCUUUGGAGUGGCGGGCUAGUGGCCGGCGCCUUAGGUGCGGGAGCGCUGCAACCACGGGUGCAUGUCGUGGGUGCUUCCGCCGCUGUCUACGCGCUUCUCACGGCACACCUGCCCAACGUGUGUCUGAGGUUCGGCCAUAUCCCUCUAUGGUGGUUCCGACCGCUGAGUGUAGUGGUGCUAGGCGCUUCAGAAGUGUGGUGGGCGGUAAUGCGGGCAGGUGGGGCGACGAGUGGCUCGGGCUACCACGUGGCGUGGGCGGCGCAUGCGCUCGGCGCCGCCGCCGGUCUGCCGCUCGGCUUUCUCAUUUUUAACGGCGAAAACAGCGGCGACAGGAGAAUAGUAUGGUGCAAAAUAUUAUCGAUGUGCGCAAUAGUGGUGGCCGUGACGUCGGCAGCGAUACACUUCACGUACUGGUACGAUGCAGACCACUACAGCUGA
This is a messenger RNA of Pieris macdunnoughi, 1020 nucleotides long. NCBI's taxonomy places the organism in Eukaryota, Metazoa, Arthropoda, Insecta, Lepidoptera, Pieridae. The record is from the annotation of a GenBank genome assembly.